This is a messenger RNA of Symbiodinium sp. CCMP2592, 1566 nucleotides long. The record is from the annotation of a GenBank genome assembly. Lineage: Eukaryota; Dinophyceae; Suessiales; Symbiodiniaceae.
AUGGGCCAGAGCAUCACGCUCUUCGAUUUCAACUUCGGGAACACCAACGUGAACUGGCCCGAGCCCGUGAAGACCGUCGUCCAGUAUGGCCUGGCUCCAAUCCGCGCCAUCGUGGACAUCGGCCGUGAGGUGGCGGGCUGUGUUACGGCUGGUGGCGUCAGCGACGUUUUCGGCUGCUUCGGGAACAAGCUGCUAGAGGUGGUGCCACCUCUUAGCUUCCUGACCCGUAUAGGCGACAUGCUCACCGAGUUUGUUGAGGUCUUUGCACGCUUGGCUGGCUCGGUCAUCAGUUCUGUCCUAUCGGACAGCCAGUCCCUGGUCCAAUCAGCCGUCAAGACCUCAUUCCCAGAAGUGGGGGCGCCAGCCCGUGUCCAUCACAGCACCAAGAACCUGGUGGUGAAAACGCAUGUUGAGCGGUGGAAGGGGAGGAAGAGUAAGAGGAGCUCCCGGCUUCAAGAGGCCAGCCAACUGCAAUUGAACACCUCUCGCUCUGAAGGUGAUGACGAUGACAGCGAUGGCGCCAUCAACUUCGAGAUCAGUGACAACGGGGACAACUACGCCACGAAGCUCAUCACUCAGUUCGGUGGCAAGGAGGUGGACACAAGCUCCUGCUUGGCCUUUGCACCCAAAACUCGCCGGGGAAGCAACAACAAGGUGAUACAGCGAGACUGGCAAGUAGAGCAGGCGGAUCAGUUCAUCCAGUUGGAGCCAUGGGCGGUCCCUUGCGACAACUCUUGGAUGACGGACAACCCCGAGAAGUGGGAAGGGUACUCCUUCUACACCUGGGAGUCUGCCAUCGAGAAGUGUGUCACUGUUGGCUAUUCCAUGAGCACGCAGCCCGUCCUCGCCUUCGUGGGCGGUUUGGAGUUUGACCUUCUGCCGGCUCCUUUGGCAGACCUGGAGACUACGGUCUGUUGGCCCGACAAGCAGCCAAGCGGAGUGGAUCUUAGCGUCUUGGGGGACGAUGAGACGCUGGGGAACCUAGGCGUCUUGCGGACCGUCAUCAAGUCCUCCGGUGUGCAGCUCUUCAGUCGCACCAUGCGCCUCACGAAGCGCUUUGGCACGGGCACGGACUUCACGGACGCCAACACCUACUCGGCCCACGAAACCUGGAGAAAUCCUUUGGGGAAGGCCACGGGCACCCACGGCUCCGAGGACGACCGGUCAUUGGAGCCCAUGGACCGCACUGUGCAAGCCGCACAGCUGGCGCAGGAAGGCACAGAAGAGUCUGCAUCUGCGGCAGAGAGAGACUUCAGCAACUUCAGGUGGUCCGAGGACGACCUGCAGGUGGCUUCGAUGCUCUAUGACAGCUACCUGAGCAUGAAUGUGUCGGAGCACCUCCACGAUGCCAAGGCCAGAGAACAUUUGGACCUGAUGCAGACGAAUGGGGACUUCGAGCUCUUCAGCUUCAAAAAUCCCGGGCUGGUCUCCUUCAACAUCAAGGGCGUCUUGACAGCCGCUGAUGAUUUGCAGCUGCUCAUGCAAGUCAGCUUCGGCCCUUUCACCUCGCCGCUGAAGCGCGUCACCUUGGUGAACAUCGUGGAUCAGUUUCUGGGCUCUUGUUAA